Molecule: messenger RNA, 2256 nt
Organism: Iphiclides podalirius (scarce swallowtail)
Lineage: Eukaryota; Metazoa; Arthropoda; Insecta; Lepidoptera; Papilionidae
Source: the annotation of a GenBank genome assembly
AUGACUGGUAAAAAAGACCUUUAUCGAGCUGCUGCAAUCAGAGCUCUGUGCAGCAUAACAGAUAGUAGUAUGAUACAAGCCAUUGAGCGUUACAUGAAGCAAGCCAUUGUUGAUAAAAAUGCGGCAGUAAGUUCAUCUGCUUUAGUGUCUACUAUACAUUUAUCUGCAUCUAUACCAGAUUUAACUCGUCGAUGGGCAAAUGAAGCACAGGAAGUUAUUCACUCCGAUAAUGUGAUGGUAUCAUAUCACGCACUUGCUGUAGCUGGUAGUGCUAAACGUACCGAUCGAUUGUCUAUGGUGAAAUUAGUUACAAAGUUUUCACGUCCACCUCUUCGGUCGCCAUACGCGCUUUGUCUUCUUAUUCGCUAUUCUGCAAAGUUGGCUGAAGAAGACCCCAGUAAUGCUUCUGAAUGUUUCAUGGAGUUUAUAGAAUCCUGCCUUCGUCACAAAUCGGAAAUGGUGGUUUAUGAAGCAGCACAUGCAGUUAUUCAUUUAAGAAAAUCAGCUAGAGAUCUAGCACAAGCCGUGUCUGUAUUACAAAUCUUCUGUGGUUCAUCGAAAGCCACUUUGCGGCUUGCAGGUGCUCGCACUCUUGCCAAACUUACUGCGAGACAUCCCAAUGCUAUAUCAGCGUGCACAGUUGAUCUUGAAAAUUUAAUUUCGGAUCCUAAUCGCUCUGUAGCUACUUUGGCUGUUACCACACUCCUGGCUACUGGUGCUGAAACAUCUAUCGACCGGCUCAUGAAGCAAAUAACUAGCUUUAUUUCAGAAAUUCCAGAUGAAUUCAAAAUUGUAGUUGUAAGUGCCAUUAGACGCCUUUGCACAAAGUACCCAAGGAAACACCAAGUCUUGGCUUCCUUUCUGGCUGGAAUGCUUAGGGAUGAAGGUGGUGUGCAAUAUAAAACUACCAUUGCUGAUGCCAUCAUUGCAUUGAUUGAAGAAAAUCCAGAAGCUAGGGAAACUGGUCUGGCACAUUUGUGCGAAUUUAUUGAAGACUGUGAACAUACAUCUCUCGCUGUCCGUAUAUUGCAUGUUUUAGGUCGUGAAGGUCCAAAAGCACGUCAGCCUUCAAGAUACAUCAGAUAUAUUUACAACAGAGUAAUUUUGGAGGCCGGCCCUGUAAGAGCUGCGGCUGUGUCUGCAGUCGCUCGAUUCGGUGCCGCACGUGCCGAACUUCUUCCAAACAUAAGAGUGUUGCUCACUAGGUGCAAAUUAGAUGAUGACGAUGAAGUGCGGGACAGGGCAAUUUUUUACAGUGCCAUCUUGGACUCUGAUGAUCCGCAGCUUGUCGAUGAAUAUAUGACCAACGUGCCCAUACCUAAUUUGGAAAUUUUGGAACAAUCCCUUCAAAACCACAUAAGAACAAACCCUGAUGAACCAUUUGAUAUUAAUUCUGUUCCAACAGUAGACGAAACUAAAAAGGCUGCUGAAGCCGCAGAAGCAGAAGCAAUUACUCAAAACACUAUAUCUCUUGAGGAACAAUAUAAAGAGCAAAUGAAGGUUAUCCCGUUUGUUGAGAGGUUCGGUCGAAUAUUUAAGUCAUGCAAACCUAUCGACCUUACGGAGUCUGAAACAGAGUACCGAGUGCGAUGUGUAAAACAUAUUUUUGCACAUCAUUUAGUCCUUCAAUUUGAAAUUAUAAAUACGUUGAAUGACCAAUUUCUUGAAAAAGUCUAUGUAUGUUUGGGAACUGUUCCUGGCUAUGAAUUCAUUGGUGAGGCCAUUUGCGAGAAACUGGUUUAUGAUAUACCAGGAAACGUAUUUUGUGUAUUAGAAUUCCCAAAAGUUCCUCUGGAUACACUGGGGAGCUUUGGAACGAUAUUAGAGUUUGUGGUGCGUGAUUGUAAUCCGAAAACAGGUCUGCCUGAUGCAAGCGAUGGCUAUGCUGAUACAUAUCCCUUAGAAGAAGUUGAAAUAGGUUGCGCUGAUCAGUUUAAGCUUCAAGCAGCAACAGAUGAAUGGGAAGCUUCAUGGGAAGAAGCAGCCUCAGUACACGAAGCGUGUGACACUUUUGGAUUGUCACAGGCUGACAUAGGUGACGCAGCGAUAGCUGUUUGUGAACAUUUAGAUAUGCCAAAAUCUGCUAUAUCUGGAGGGGAUACAGUCAAGGAGAUUCGAGGUGGAGGCCUGUGGCGUGAAAAUGUUCCUGUGCUAAUCAAAGCUCGACUGGCCGCACCUCAGGGCUCUGUAACUAUGCAACUUACCGUUAGGAGCCCCAGUGAGGAGAUUGCUACAUUUAUGCUUGCUGCGGUUGGC